AUGGUGUUCAGUGACAUCAUGGGAUUUGGAGAUGAUGGUGCACACAUCAAAAGGCAUAACAUAUUUGGGAGGUGCAGGAAGGAGCCAGGUGAUGACCCCUCCUUGCCCAGAGAAGAGUCUAAGAGUUACUGUUUGGUCUGCAGCGACACGGAUCUGCACUGCUUCUGCAAACGUGGCCAACUCGGACCUCCGACCACAACAACAACACUGAUCAUCUACCGCCUCUUUUCACUUCCCGCCCGUAUUCCGGAAGGCGGGCUUGACGGAAUACGGGCGGGACAAAACGAUCACAUGAUCUUCACGCCUGUUUCCAAAGAACACCUCAGUCUGAAAAGUAGUGGCACAAAUGGCAACCAGUGCGUCACAGCCACGGUGCCAAAAUGGCGCGUGGAGUUCGUGCGCGCGUUCUGGGUGCGCCUCUAUGCGGGGCAGUGCGGUGGCUUCACAGGAGGGGUGUGUACGGGCAGAGGGAGAAGGUGGCCGUGUUCCUCGCCCAGCUCUGCUCUGCUUUUCUGCCUGCCUUUGACGGAGGAACCGGGGGCGGCCGGGAAGAAUGAGACAGGCUCUCCAGCUUCCAGAACCAUGAACGGUGCCCUCUACAUCUCGUUUUUCCAGGGCCAGCUGGAGUCCGCGCUGGAGCAGGUGGUGCAGCUCGCCGUGCAGGAAAUAACCAAGAGUGUGGGCGGCAGCCUGGGCUCCAUGCUGCUGGACACGGCCUCCAAGGAGCAGGAGAACCAGCGGCUGCGGGCCAGGCUCCAGGGAGGCGAUGGGAAGGCGAAGGGCGCCGAGGAGCCCGGAGGAACCAAAGAGAGGCAGCGCGGCUCCAGCCUGGGCUUCCAGACGACGGACGCCUUCAGGCUGGAGCAGAAGAGGAGAGCCGUGGAUCAGCUGAAGGUGGUGAUGGAGCAGGUUCUGGAGUUUGCCGUAUGUGAACUGACCAAAAUCGUGGAGGACAGUUUUGAUGACCUGCUGCUGGAGCUGACGAAGACGGAGCGGGAGAACGAGGAGCUGAGGGAGCGAGUGCGGGAGACGGAGGAUAAAAGGGUCGUAGAAGAGGAGCCACAGGAGAAAAGGACGGACUCUCCGGGCAGCUCAGAGGGAGCAGGAGCUAAAGAACAGGGUCAGGAACCGGCUGAGAACACACACGAAUCAGAGUCGGACAGGCCGGCGGUGAUCACGGUGUCUCAGGACUGGGUUCCCAUCCUGGAUAAAGUGUUUGGUCAGAAGUGGUGCAGUGACCUGUGGCAGAUUAAGGAGCUGAGCAGCAGUAAGGAGGAGUGUCCGGCGCUAGGCUCAGGGGUCACACGGGACGUGGACGGCCUGGUCCAGGAGAGUUUAGCACCAGCCCCUCAGAGGAAUGCCGAGGUCACGCCGGACCCGCCUCAGUGGCUGCAGGCUCAUGAUACAGAGGUGGUGACCUCUGACCCCCAGUGUACUUCGGUCAGCAGCUCAGUAGGUGACGAGUCUCAGUUGAAGUCCCCCUCGAUGCUGCAUCGCCUCCUCACGCUGCCCUCCCAGCUCCUGGAGGAUGAUAACGAGGAGUCCAUGGAGGCUCUUUCCAGCCUGGCUGACCCUGAGGAGCUUCGGGUCAUCACGGUAACCCCGGGUCAGAGCGGUCAGGCCCUUCAGCAGGAGAAAGCGGGCGAUGAGGAGGAGGAGGAGGAGGAGGAAGAGGAGGAGCACGAAUCCUCCAGGAACAAAGGUGGAAAAAAGCUUCAUGUGUGCAAAGAGUGUGGCAAGAAGUUCAGCCGAUCGAACCUGCUCAAAAUUCACCGGCAAACGCAUAAGGAGAAGGAAACGGGCAUCCACUGCCCGCAGUGCGGGAAAAACUUCUCUCAGCUGACCAAACUCCAGGCCCACCUACGGACGCAUUCGGGCAAAACGACGUGAGCGGGCUGGAGGGGUAAUCGGAGCAAAAAAUGAGGGUUAAAAAGGGUCCAGUAGUGGUUUUCCUACGACGGUUUUAUGGUUUCUUGGUUUUAUGGAGAGAUGACUGUGAGGAUCUUUACCAUUGGCGUUUCCAAACUGCUAGUUUGAAGGUACAAGACGUGUAGAAUAGGACAGAUUUUCCAUGCUUUGUACUCCGGUUUUUUAGCCGUCUUCACUUUUUUAACCUCCAGAUUUGCUUUUCACUCAUUGGAAAAACAUGGACCCCACUUACGUUGCAAACAGUGAAGUGACCUUUCUGUGUUUUUAAACGUUCUGUUUCAGAAAGUGCUUUCAGACAUGAUUUUGCUCUUGGACUGGAUGGCGAAAGAGCACCACAGUGGAUUGCAGCACUGCUAAGACAUUUUUGUAUUUAAGACGAGGAAAACGAGGCUUGUCUGUUGUGAAACUGUAUCAAUAGAGAAAUACAACAGCAUCGUCUGAAAUCGAAUGUGAACCGUAGCUCAUCUGGGACGAGGCGGUAGCAGCGAGAAAGCUGUAGUCUUACACGAUGAAAAUCGGUCGAGCAUCUCGUUCAGCUGUUAAUUUUCCAUCUCCGAGCGAGGUGGAGUGAACAAGCGGUUUGUAACAGAACAUCAUGGCUCUUAGUCUUCAUUCACACAGGACUCAACACAAAAUACCUCUGCAGAAACGGACUGUAAACAUCAAAUCCGACAAACGGGAUCAGAAACUUGAUCUCUAAAUGAAGAAUUUGUAAAAUAGUUCGGCACGACGUAAUCAAAACUGACACAUCCACAUAUCUGUAGUGUAUGAACUGCGAGAUGAACCUUUCCAGGUUUGAGGUUGGAUGUCAUCGCGGCUCUGGCCUCCUGAGAGAAGAGCUCUUGGGGGCGUUUAUGCAGAACUCGAUGGCUUUCAGGCCGGACUGAUUCUGGAACUCCGAAAGGAACAUGGUUGGGGUUCUUCGUGUUUUAUUGAGGGGGUUCUCCUUGCCUUUCUAUUUCUAUCUUAAAGGCAUGCACUCUUUACAGAAGCGUCCUGAACUAGAGUAGUGUCUUCCUGUUCUGAUAGUGUAGUAUUUUUAAUGUUUAGGGUGGAUAUUGUAGGUGUAUCUUCAACUUGCAGCAGUGAGUUUGCUGCCAACUCUGCAGAGUUAAACAUAGACGUCACAACUUUGGUAGAAUCCACUCGAUCAUGGAGCCUUUGUCUUUGGAGGCUUUGCUUCCACAUAGAGGCAGCAGACCCCAGUGGUGUGGAUCGCAGGUCCUGGAGGGCCAGAGCACCCAACGAAGAGCUAAUCUAAGGAAGAAUUUGGCAAAAAAAUCAAUCGGAUAUACACAGUUUACCCCCCUCACUCAGUCUCAGAUGUAGUCAGUUAGCUGAGACACGUUCGGAGUCUGAAGGUCACUUCUUUAGCUUUAGCGCUGGAGCUACGAGGCUAAUGUAGCUAACAAGUAAUGGAAGCUUAUAUCAAGAUAUUAAAAAUCUGCACUGACCACUCAGGCCAGCCUUUUGGCCAGUAUGGAGAAUUCGUGGCCAGAAUUAUAGAAGCAUGUUUAGCAUAUUUACAUUCUGGGUCAUGCUUCAGCACCAAAGACCAGUCAGGUGUUUGAAAAUGGUUCUGUGUAGCACCAAAAUGGGUUCUCCUAACAAUAGAAGAACUCUUUUUGGUGUUACAUAGACCCAUUUUCAAACACCUUCAAUAUAGAACCAUAUACAACACAUUCUCCAUCAAUCUGAAGAACGAUUUCACCAUGUAGAGAACCAUUUAAGCAUGAAAUGGUUCUCUGUAGCAGCCAUGGUUCUAAACAAAACCAUUGCCUUUACUAAAGAACCUUUCUUAAGUGUGUACAUGCCUCGUAGCUCCAGUGAUGACACUAAAGAAGCAAACUUCAGACACUGAACAUCUAGGCUAACAGCUGCAGUGAGGUGACCCUCCAGAUCUUCUGUUCUACCCCACUGACCUGCUGCCUGGUGUCUCUGUGGAUGCAGGACGUUCUGUCCUGGUCCACUCUGAACUGUGUUGGCAUUCCCACUUUAGAGGUUUUUUACAGCGUCUCUGUAAGUGACUCAUGGUGUUGAAGGUGUUCCUCACGGUCCUCACGUCUAUACCUCAUCAUCCAGACCAUGGUUUGUGUGUCUUCUGCAAUAAUAAGGAGAAGAAGCAGCAGCAGCUGGUCCAAACGUUUACAAAGGCAUGCUUGCAAAAACAGGUCGGGACUGACGCCGUUAUCGGGUUAUCGAGGAAUGGAUUCAAAGCCUUUUUAUCAGACUGUAAAAUUUUGUUUGAUUUAUUAUGUAACGUUAUGAAACGUUAGAGAUUGUGGCCUAGUUUAAGAGCUCGGUUCAGCUCAGAUAAUGGACGAUGAGGCACUAUGAGCAGGCCUUCCAAGACUGAGCUACAUUAGUGCAGAUCUUCCUAACCAUCUAACGUCAGAUCUUGUGAUAUUGGCGCCAAAUUCAUACUGAAAUCAGAUGAAACAGCUUUAUGAAUUUUUGUAUUUGUUACAAAUGCAUUAUACACUCAUCAAGCCCUUUAUUGGGAACGUUACGAGCCACAGAGAACGAGAGUGGGCUCUGUCACCAGACCAAACAUCGACCACCGUUUGAACCAGACAGCAGCUCAGGUUGGUUAUAUUUCCUUAAAUCUCAGUGGGGUAACAGUUUUGGGUCUAAUAACAUCUAAUAAACGUGGACCCCAGCGUGGUCUUGUGCUGUUGUAGCCCAUCAGCUGAUGAUGUAAUGCACUGCUGCCAUGUGAUUGGCUGAUUAGAUCCUGGUUUAGUUCCUAAUAAAGUGCUUGGAGAGUGUUCAGUGGCCAAAACAGAACCAAAAAACACAACUACACUGCUAAACAUGGUCUCUUGUCAAGUGAAAUGAUCUUAAAUAUAGUCGAUAUAUGUAACCUUUCCCAUUUUUAGAUGGAUGUGCACUGAUUAUAAGAUUAUUCAACUUAUUUCCAGAAUUGUUUUACUUGUUUUAGGUAAUUUUAGUAAGUAAGAUUAUCUCACUAUACUGGCAGAUCAUUUUGCUGGUUUCAUUUCUUAAAACAAGCACAAUUAUCUGCCAGUACAGUGAGAGAAUUUUACUAAAUUUUACUAAAAUUACAUAAAACAAGUAAACAAAUGUCUAGAAAUGUGUUAAAUAAAAUUAAGUUAAGCUUACAAUCAACAGGACAAAUAUUAGAUUUAUUAACAAUAUUUAAGAUAAUUUUACUUGACAAGAGACCAUUUUUUGCAGUGCAGCAGUCUCGAGCAGUUUACAGUCAUGUGCAAAAGUUCGGG
This is a messenger RNA of Colossoma macropomum (tambaqui), 5171 nucleotides long. RefSeq names its product zinc finger protein with KRAB and SCAN domains 3. Gene Ontology annotation, cellular component: nucleus. Bases 1 to 1890 code for a protein of 629 amino acids. The record is from RefSeq and is a predicted model, not a curated record. Lineage: Eukaryota; Metazoa; Chordata; Actinopteri; Characiformes; Serrasalmidae. The transcript is spliced from 6 exons.